Penicilliopsis zonata CBS 506.65 is the source of this 1787-nucleotide messenger RNA. RefSeq lists its product as hypothetical. The record is from RefSeq and is a predicted model, not a curated record. Gene Ontology annotation, biological process: carbohydrate metabolic process. The coding region runs from base 101 to 1744 and encodes 547 amino acids. The transcript has a single exon. Lineage: Eukaryota; Fungi; Ascomycota; Eurotiomycetes; Eurotiales; Aspergillaceae.
CUCUCUCUUCAUCUCUUCAUCUCUUCCUUCAUCUCUCCUCCUCUUUCUCUCCCUUUUCAUCUCUCCGAUUUGUUCCCAGUUGAGUAAUAAGAAAAAAAACAUGCCGGAGCUAAAUCCCCCAGAAACGGCCUGGAAUCGGGCCUUCGAAGCCGUCGCGGACAGCCUCCUUCCGGAUCUUCAACGCUGGCACAGAACCCCUCAGCAGAUUGUCUCCUUCACACAGGCGACAGAGUCCUCGUUCUUCGGGGUGAAGCUUUCGCCAGCCAGCCAUGCCAUCUCGGACCUGCCGUCUCUCCCCUGGGGGAAGGGAGCGGACUUUAUCCUCGAUUUCGGCGUCCACAUGGUCGGACGGCUCUCGUUCCAGCUUUCCGGUGUAGGAAGACACAUGGACGCGCCCUGCCGACUACGGCUCACCUUUGGAGAAUCGCCCCUCGACGUGACCAUGGGCAUGGACGGGGUUGACACUUGGAUCAGCACUGCCUGGCUGCCGGACGAGAUCCUCAACAUCGACGAAUUACCCCAGACCGUCUCCCUGCCGCGACGUCAUGCUUUCCGCUUUCUGCGCGUCCAAGUCAUCGACACGUCUCCGGAAUACAAGGUCGCCUUUUCCGAUGUCUUCUGCGAGUGUAUCAGUGCCAUUGGCCAGGAUCAUACCCUUGACGCCGUGGAUUUCGGAAACCCACUGCUGCAGGAUAUCGACCAUGUCGGCAUCUCCACCUUGAGAGAUUGCAUGCAGACUGUCUUCGAGGAUGGGCCGCGGCGCGAUCGGAGGCUCUGGAGCGGCGAUCUCCGUCUUCAGGCGCUCGCCAACUACAGCACCCUGCGAGAGUUCAAUCUCGUCAAGCGGUGCAUCUUCCAAUUCGCCGCCGUUGUCCGGACAGACGGCUCCCUGCCCGCGUGCGUCUUUGAAAAGCCCCAGUUUGCCCCUUCAAAGGACUAUAUCAUCGACUACGAUGAACUCUUCAGCGCCAUUGUCGACGACUAUGUCGCCGCCUCGGGCGACCUCGAGACAGGGCAUACCCUGUGGCCGACGGUGCUGCACUGUGUCAAGCGUGGACUGUCCAGUCUGAACCCCACCACGCACGUCUUCGAACUCGAGCGAACCCAAGCAUUCAAAUUCAUCGACUGGGCAAAGGACCUCGACAAAACCGCUGCCUCGCACGGCUUGCUGCUCUACUGCCUCAAGAAGGUCAACCACCUCGCUACCCGGCUGGGCCAGGACGCCCCCUACACCGAUAUGGUGGACAAGAUGACCGCCGCCGCAUCGACAUUUCUACAAAAUGGCGUUUUCAUUUCCGGGCCAAACUCGCAGAUCAGCUACGCGUCUGCCGCCUGGCUGGUUCUCGCCGAGGCGUUCCCCCCCACCAUCGCCCGCGAAGCCCUCCUCGCUACCAUCCGCCACCCCGCAGCUGUAAAACCCCUCACUCCCUACCUGUGGCACUACGUAUGCGACGCUCUCAUGACUGUCGGCUGCUACGAGGAGUGUCUCGACCUCAUCAAGUCCUACUGGGGCGGCAUGGUGCAAGCCGGCGCAGAUACCUUUUGGGAAUGCUAUGAUGCCGACGACGCCAAGGCCAGCCCCUAUGGCGAUGCGCGGAACAACAGCUUCUGUCAUGCGUGGAGCUGCACGCCGUCAUAUUUCCUUCGGGGGAAGCUUUUCGACGGUCUGAAGGGUCGGGUAACGGGGAAGAUCACAAUGGGGGAGCUGGACCAUCGAUGGGUCAAGAGAUCUGCUUUAUCAUAAUGUCUGUACAGUAUUGUAACAAUAUAUAUAGUAACGUAUUCCA